Molecule: messenger RNA, 7583 nt
Organism: Mobula hypostoma (lesser devil ray)
Lineage: Eukaryota; Metazoa; Chordata; Chondrichthyes; Myliobatiformes; Myliobatidae
Product: protein kinase C beta type
Exons: 17
Coding region: 99-2117 (672 amino acids)
Biological process (GO): peptidyl-serine phosphorylation; intracellular signal transduction
Molecular function (GO): ATP binding; diacylglycerol-dependent serine/threonine kinase activity; zinc ion binding
Source: RefSeq, a predicted model, not a curated record
GGUGGAGGGAGGAGCGAGCUGACGUGCGGAGCGGCCCCGAUACCUCUUUGCCAGCCGGUGGGUUUGCAGCCACAGCAAUAGCUCCGAGUGGCGGAUAGAUGGUGGACACGAUGCAGCCGGCGAUGGAGGGCGAAGAGAACACAGUUCGCUUCGCCCGUAAGGGCGCCCUGAGGCAGAAGAACGUGCACGAGGUGAAGGACCACAAGUUCAUCGCCCGCUUCUUCAAGCAGCCCACGUUCUGCAGCCACUGCACAGACUUCAUCUGGGGAUUCGGCAAGCAGGGAUUCCAGUGUCAAGUUUGCUCCUUCGUAGUCCACAAGCGGUGCCAUGAGUUUGUCACCUUCUCCUGCCCAGGUGCAGAUACAGGACCUGCCUCUGAGGAUCCCCGGAACAAGCAUGAAUUCAAGAUUCACACCUACUCUAGCCCAACAUUCUGUGAUCACUGCGGUUCUCUCCUUUAUGGGCUCAUCCAUCAGGGCAUGAAAUGUGACUCCUGUAUGAUGAAUGUCCACAAGCGAUGUGUUUCCAACGUGCCCAGUAUGUGUGGCAUGGACCACACCGAGCGACGAGGACGUAUCUUCAUCAAGGCGGAAAUUGUCAAGGACCUGCUCACUGUCCUGGUGAAAGAAGCCCGGAACCUUGUACCGAUGGACCCCAAUGGCCUCUCUGACCCCUACGUGAAGUUGAAGCUGAUUCCUGACCCAAAGAGUGAGAGCAAGCAGAAAACCAAGACCAUUAAGUGUUCCCUCAACCCAACCUGGAAUGAGAGCUUCACAUUCAAUCUAAAGGACUCAGACAAGGACCGCAGGCUGUCUAUUGGAAUAUGGGACUGGGAUCUAACCAGCAGAAAUGAUUUCAUGGGAUCACUGUCUUUUGGAAUCUCAGAGCUGCAGAAAGCGGGGGUCAAUGGCUGGUACAAGCUGCUGAGUCAAGAGGAAGGGGAGUACUACAAUGUUCCUGUGCCUCCUGAUGAGGAUGUUGAAGGAAAUGAGGAGCUGAGGCAGAAAUUUGAGAGAGCCAGAAUUGGACCAGGAUCUAAGGCGGCUGAGGAGAAGAGAUCUGAUUCUUGGUCCAAAAUUGACAACAAUGGCAAUCGAGACCGGAUGAAGCUGACAGACUUCAACUUCUUGAUGGUGCUAGGAAAAGGCAGCUUUGGGAAGGUGAUGUUGGCUGAAAGAAAGGGCACUGAUGAGCUAUAUGCCAUCAAGAUCCUGAAGAAGGAUGUGGUGAUCCAGGACGAUGAUGUAGAGUGUACUAUGGUGGAGAAAAGAGUUCUGGCAGCUCCUGGGAAACCCCAGUUCCUGACCCAACUGCACUCCUGCUUCCAGACCAUGGAGCGUUUGUAUUUUGUGAUGGAGUAUGUGAACGGAGGCGAUCUCAUGUACCAGAUUCAGCAGGUUGGCAGAUUCAAAGAGCCCCAUGCUGUAUUCUAUGCAGCAGAGAUUGCUGUUGGCCUGUUCUUCCUGCACAAUCACGGCAUUGUUUACAGAGACCUGAAGUUGGACAAUGUGAUGCUGGAUUCAGAAGGACACAUAAAGAUUGCUGAUUUUGGCAUGUGUAAGGAGAAUAUGUGGGAUGGAGUGACGACCAAGACCUUCUGUGGUACACCUGACUACAUCGCGCCUGAGAUCAUUGCCUAUCAACCAUAUGGGAAGUCAGUGGACUGGUGGGCCUAUGGAGUAUUACUGUAUGAAAUGCUGGCAGGACAGCCUCCUUUUGAUGGUGAGGAUGAAGAUGAGCUUUUCCAAUCUAUCAUGGAGCAUAAUGUAACUUAUCCCAAAUCAAUGUCCAAAGAAGCUGUGUCCAUUUGUAAAGGGCUUUUAACAAAACAUCCAGCAAAACGACUGGGUUGUGGACCUGAAGGGGAACGAGACAUCAAGGAACAUGCAUUUUUCCGUUGGAUUGAUUGGGAAAAGUUGCAACGCAUGGAAAUUCAACCUCCAUUCAAGCCAAAGGCGUGCGGGCGCAACGCCGAGAACUUCGACCGAUUUUUCACCCGUCAUCCACCAGUUUUAACACCACCUGACCAAGAGGUCAUCAUGAAUAUUGACCAGGCAGAGUUUGAGGGCUUCUCCUUUGUUAACACGGAGUUUGCAAAGCCGGAGGUUACCUGUUAAUUUUGUCUGGGGAGGAAUAAGGGAACAAGAGGGAUGGGGGUCAGAAAUCUUCUCCAGCUUGAGGGCCAAAUUCUGGGUUGUGCGGCAUGUUCACAGGCUGUUAACUUCUGCGAUGUUUGCUUUGCAAUUCUUUCAAAGCGUGUUGGAAUGCAGUCCUUCAUUCUUCAUCUCACUACAGCAGGACGCUGAGUGCUGCCAGCAGCCGAUGCAGCAGCUGCUGAUAGUUCACAUUGCAGGUACUUCCCUUUACAUUCAGUCUGUAUGAAAAUGCUUUGCAAAACUAUUAGCUGCCUGAUUGCCAAAACCUGUUUGAUAGUUUAUUAACUGGACCAGUCCAGUGGCUUUCCCGUUGCUCUAACACAAAGAGGUAAUCUCUCUUCACUGUGUAGUGAAGCAUUCUCUGGCUGUGAAACCCAUUGUGGCUUUGUGAAGGUUUCCUUGCAAAACAUAUCUGUGGCUGUGGGCAAUCUACCCAGGGAAAUUUUUGUUAACAGAUGUAAGAUGUCAUUUUAAGUGGCUCUUAAGAAAUGUGUCAAGGUUUUUCUAAAUAUUUUAUGGCCAUGUCAUGUGAUCCCCAAGGCUGAUGUGUAAUUAUAAUUAUAUUUGAAUUGAACUAAGUGUCUGUAAAGAUUGCUCUAUUUUACAAGUGUUAGUGUUUCUCCCCACCCUAUUUGGUAAUAAGUCCUUCUACAGGCUGAAUAAAAUACUGAAGACCCAGCUUCAUUCUCACCACUGGCUCUGACCUUAUAGGGUGAACCUUCUCGCAGAAUGCUGGCAUGUUUAUGGUAAAAAUGAAACUUUGCAAGAAAUUUUAACAAAAAGUGCGUGCCUGUUGUUUUGUAGUGUGUUGUUAACAGUGCCUGCAGUUGAUGUGCCAAAUAUUUUUCCAGUAUUGAUAAUCAAUAAAGAAAAUCGCACCAACAAAUGAGCUUUUCUUGCCUUAGUCACCUGCUUAAUGUAACAGUAGUUCCUUUAAUUGGGCAUUUUCUAUGCCACUCUAUUGCUCCAAGAAAGAAGGUUAAUUAAGGCUGCCUGAAAUAGACAUUGAGUUCCUCCUCCACUUUAAUCCUUUCUUCACACUUCCAAUACAAAUUACAAAGCUGCUGAUCCCAAGGAAAAUCGGAUGGAGAAAAAUCACACAAUAGCCACUGCACGGAACAGUCAUUUGGUCCUCUGACUUUAGAGGUACACACACAGAAUGCUGGGGGAGAUCAGCAAGUCAGGCAGCAUCUAUGGAGUGAAAUAAAAAGUCAAUAUUUUGGGCUAAGACCUUUGGGCCAACUGCCUUCAUCAGGCCUGUCCAGUUGUCCUGAUGAAGGCUCUUCUGGUUGACUGCAAAGACACUGCCCGACCUGCUGUGAUCCUCCAGUAUUCUAUGUGUUUCGAACCACAUUUCCAGCAUCUGCAGUCUCUUUUGUAUCUCUGUGCAGGAUCUAUGCUCUAUGCAGCAGCAUCCAGCCAGUCUAAUACCCCGAACUUCCCCCAUAGCAUGAUGUUUUUGUUCCUUUCAGAUCCUUACCCGGUUACUUUCUGAAUCUGCUGCUACUGCCACGGCCAUAUUAAUGCAGCACAGGUAGUUGCUGUGACUCACUCUGUACUUAUUUACGAUUUGCCAUUUGCAGUUCAUUACUAAUUCCAUACCCUCAUCAUACUCUUGUCCUCCUCUGUUCUGUGAGGAACAAGUGCAUCAACUGCUGAAGUCUCUCCUCCCUGCAAUUGUUUCGGAAAACCACUUCUGUAAUCUUUCCAAAUCCAUGAUAUCUCUCCUGGGUGAGGGAAAUGGCAAUGUUUUAUGAAAGUUCAUUGUGACUUCCUUAUUCCUGCACCCAGGAUACUAUUUUGCUGUUUUAACCACUUUCAAUCACAUAGAUCCCUAGAUCUCAGAUCUGUUGCCCACUCCAGUAUUGUCCCCUCCCCUCUAGUUCGUCUCCUCUCGGUCUUUACCUUCUCAGCAUUUAAUUCCAUCUGCCCAUCCAUUCCCACAGCCCUUAUAUCCUUGAAGUCCGUCACUGUCCACCACAGUUUGUGCCAUCUGUAUACUUGCAAGUGUUGUCAUGUGUUUCCAGGUUUAAUUCAGUUAUGUAAAGGAAGGAAGGCAGAAUUCCCUGUAAACUUCACCAUACACUUCCCUUCAGAUUGAGAACCAAUCCUUCACUACAGUCUCUGUUCCCUGUUUCUGAGCCAAUUUUCUGUCAACCCAAUACAUGAGCUUCAACUUCAAUAUUAGCCUGAUAUCUGCCCCCUUUUCACACGCCCUCAGAAGUAAACAUACACUAUAUUUUCCUCUUCAAUCCCACCAACCAUCAAAAAACCUUGACCCUAGUUUAUCCAGGCUACAUCACCAUCAUUCUAUUUAAAUUGUUCCCUCUCCAGUCGAUCAUUUUACCUCAGACUGGUCUAUACUAAUUUCCAUUGCUAUUCUAAAUCUAACGAUUUUAUGAUUACUAAAAAAUAUUGAACUUCAAGUCCCAAGCACUCCACAUUAAUGUGAAUAUCACUUUUCUCAGUGAAUGAAAUAGUAAAGUGGUAGACUCAUGCAAUAAUAAUCAUUUUUUCUACUCUAUUAAUAAAAGUACCCUAUUGCAGGGUUGCUCCACUAAAUAAACAACUUUAACUUUGUAUAGUAUUGCUCACCCUCCUUAAUAAAGAGUGUCUGAAAUAGUCCCACAGUCCGUAAUCCUUAAUCUGCUGAAAGAGUGGAAUUGUUUAGGACAUAGAAAUUCAAAUCCUGAACCAGAUGUGAUUCUGCAGUCACUAAGCAUUUUAGCAUGUGCUUGCAAAGAUGAAAAGAGGCAAGGGAAAGCUUCUCUAAUGUGAGUGUGUGAAAGGAUGUCCUGGAUCUCUUGUCAAAGGGAGAAGGCUCAGCCCUGCUGGAAGUUUCGUACACAGGAAUGAAGGUGGAGAUGCAUAUUUUCAUUUCAAUAGGAAAAUGGGAAGAUAGAGAGUAGCACCAGUUAGAAGGUCUGUAAUACUGCAGUAUGCACAAUUUACAUCCUUAGUAUCUGUGAAAUGAAGAGAACAGCUGAUGGUAUUUGUCUGAUAACUGACUUUACUACUGAGCUUUACACUUCUGGUGACCCCUACUCAGUAUGUACCAUAUCAACAUUUUGAUUUGUAGUACAUUGAUCACUGCAUCCAAACAAAUAACAGUAUCUGGAAAGCCAUGACCUUUUUCAUGAUUUGCUAGUAUUUACAAGGAUUCUGUUUGAGCACAGUCUUAAAAUGCCAUGGCCACAUCAAGCUGACAGCAAAAGGCAAAGUGCAGUGCGUAAGACUAUUAAUGCUGCAAUGGCAGUGACAGUAAUUAGCAGAAUACAUCUCAAGGGAGAAGAUGUCAGAAUAGUAAAGGAAGAGGUGUAUAAGAUGAUGGGAGGCAUUGAUCGUGUGGAUGGUUAGAGGCUUUUUUCCCAGGGCUGAAAUGGCUAGCACAAGAGGGCAUAGUUUUAAGGUGCUUGGAAGCAGGUACAGAGGAGAUGUCAGGGAUAAGUUUUUUUAUGCAGAGAGUGGUGAGUGUGUGGAAUGGGCUGCCGGCGACAGUGGUGGAGGCGGAUAUGAUAGGGUCUUUUAAGAGACUCCUGGAUAGGUACAUGGAGCUUAGAAAAAUAGAGGGAUAUGGGUAACCCUAGGUAAUUUAUAAAGUAAGUACAUGUUCGGCACAGCAUUGUGGGCUGAAGGGCCUGUAUUGUGCUGUUUUCUAUGUUUCUAUGAAGAGCUGGGGGAGAGUCAGGUAAAGAGUGUAGUGCAAAACAUCAGAGGUAAGGUUUGAAAAAAGGGCAGAUUGCAGAGUUACAGGGAUCAGCUGAGAUUUGCCCUCAGGAAAUGGUGUUUCUGAGAGGACAUCCAGUAAAUAUCCCCACUAUGGGACAUCCCUGAAAGUGAGGAUUCAUGCAGUGUGGUUCAUAUUUGAAGUGCCCAAAAAGCAGGGCCAGAGUCUAGAGUUAUAGCCAGCAGUGAAUAGCAUAAAGGAUUCUCAUCCUCAUCAAGCAAGACAUAGAAGCAACAGCAGUUGCAGAGUGUGACAUAUCAAAGAUGUACAGCUUAUGGAGGGUUUCACAAAUUGCCUGGACCUCACAGACUAGUGAAGUACACACUCCAUCAAGGUACUUUUCUGUGGGGUUUUAAUUGGUUCAUAAUAUUCUAGGGAGUAACAUCCUUUAUGAACAUGGUAUUUGUAUGAAAUUUAAUGCACAUGAUUGCAUGAGGUUCCACAUUUUAGGUGUAAAGGAGGCUGAGUCUGAAUCAAGCUUGCUUCAGUACGGGUUAUUCAAUUAGAGUACAUGUUCUAUCCUUUUAUAGUCCUGUUCCCAAAGACACAACAAAUUAGUUGUUUGCGCUAAAUCAUUUCAUAUUCUAACAGCUCUCUGAGACAGAAAUUUCUUCAAACAUUCCCUUCAUUCUUUCAAUGAUAACCUUAAAUCUGUGCCAAGUCCUGAAUUUACCAAUUCUGAAAACUUCCAGCUCCAUCUGCUAAAUGUAUAAUACACUGCAUGGCUUCACAAUGAUACAAACACUGCCUGAAUAAAGUAUCCUGGUCUUGGUAUACUACAGCUUCAUACAUGAAAACCCAGCAAACACUGAAAUAAUACAUUCCAAAGGUUUUUAUUAAUAUCAUAUCCUGUAUUGGUGUGUACAGCUCAACUAGCGCUCUGGGCAGAAGUAAUGCCUACACACACAACAUUGUGUAAGAGAAAAAGCAUCAUUUAUUUCAAUUUGCAUUAUUAGUAUAUGCAUUAGUAUGUGCUGAUAAGUAUGUCUGCUUGCUCAAAGCAUACAUUAUCAGCCUUUGUUGUUCAUGUUAAUGGUGUUACUUUUCGAUAUUCAGUUUGCAUUGUUUCUCAGUGUACUGUAACAAUUCUUCUUGGAUAGAAUUGCAGUAAUUUCCUAUGCAGCCUGUAACAUCAUUGUGUGAAUAUUUGUCAAAGUUUCCAUGAUGCUAUGUCUGAGUGUACUGUACUCAUAUUUUAUUCACAUCGUUGAAUGUAAAUUGUCAGUUAUUUCCCGUUGCAUUAAGAUUACUAAACUUUUCCAUUUGCACCCUGUGUAACAUAUUCAUCAUAUUUUGUUACUCAUUUUACAUUGUGACUGUAUGUACAUUUUGAACCAAUUUCUGUUACUGAAGCGUGUACGGUAUACUAUUUCAGCAUGUAUUGGGAAUCUUCAUCACUUAUUCAAGCAUGUCUUACUAACCAGAACACUACAAAGUAAAUGACAUCGUGUAUUAGAAUGCCUUGCAUGAAUUUCUACCCUACUAAGGAUAACAGAAAUAAAUGGGGGAACUCAGCACAUCAUGCAGCAUCUAUGGAAAGAAAUGCAGAGCUGACGUUUCAAGCCAAGACCAUUCAUCAAGUUGACCUGCUGAGUUCCCCAUCAUUUCAUAUGUUUUGCUCUGGAUUUCUAUCAUCUACAGAAUCUCUUCUGUAACAGAAAUAAAUAUCUUCUACAGUCUAGCAUAACCUGCCCUGAAUA